Messenger RNA from Prorocentrum cordatum, 741 nucleotides. The record is from the annotation of a GenBank genome assembly. Lineage: Eukaryota; Dinophyceae; Prorocentrales; Prorocentraceae.
GUCCACGGCCAUACCAUCCAUGAGAGCGGUCAGGCCAAGGGCACUGUGAUGGAGGCCGCUCUGCGCCUGGGAUGGGAGCCAAGGAAAGUGGACAAGCUCAAGGAUACCUACGUGGUGCCCACCGAGCCACCGACCAUCCUGAGGGUGCUGGUCAUCCCGUUCGUCCUGCUGGACGGCCAACCAAACGUCCUCCUCUGCUGCAAGAACGGGCGGUGUGAGCCACCGGGUGGCACCCUCGACGACCUCGACGUGUCGCUGGUGGCGUCUUGCAACGCCACGCAGAGCCUGGCCUCAUGCGUGGAUGCCCGCCGACUCGGAGAAUCUGUGCUCCGCUGCGCCGCACGCGAGGCGAAGGAGGAGCUCGGCGCCGCCGUGCCCCCUGGCAUGUACGCCACCUCCGCCAGGCCGAUGCCCGCGUGGCUCCGCGACGCGCUCAAUGCACCGGGUGCUGUGGCGCGGCGGCUGGGGGACGCGGAGUGGAACUGCCUCGAAGGCCGAGAGAAGGUCAAGAUGGGCGGGAUCCUGCGUCUCGCCCUGCAGACCUGCGCGAUAUUCCUUGGCUCGGCGCCGCCGGGCACACCCGGCGGCCUGGAGUACAGCGCGAUCGACGCUGCGAAGGAAUGGAUGGCAAGCCGAAGGAGAUUCGCGCCGUGCCCGUCUCCGAGCUUGGCCGGCUUGCGCCCGAGUUGGGGGAAGGCCUGGGCGACUGGAGCCGCGACGCCCUCGGCGGAGAGGCGGUGA